This is a messenger RNA of Rhagoletis zephyria (snowberry fruit fly), 444 nucleotides long. RefSeq lists its product as uncharacterized. The record is from RefSeq and is a predicted model, not a curated record. NCBI's taxonomy places the organism in Eukaryota, Metazoa, Arthropoda, Insecta, Diptera, Tephritidae.
GUACCCAGGUACCUAAACAGUAUUUGUUUUACUAUUCUUCACAAAUCCAUUUUUCGGACUGAAAUUUUUUGUGAAUAUAGAUUAAAUUAAGAGAAUUUAUGAUGGCUGCUUAUGCGUCAAUUGAGCGAGGAGUUAUCAAAACCAAUAUCAAAAAUCGUUUGACAAACGUACAAAUAAUGAGAAAUUAUACGACAAAAAUCGCCAUUGAAAGCAUCAUAGGUCUUCAAAAAAUUACUGUGGAUGUUACGCCAAACCCUUCAAUUGAACGAAAUGCACCAGGAAGAAUGGAAGUAACUGGUUGUGGUUUCAUUUGCAAUAAUCAGGAAAAGAAAAAAGACGAAAAACGAGGAAGAACUGCUGGGAAUGUGAACAAGCGUUAUGUGAUGAACAUUCCAAAAACAUCAUAAAAUAUAAUAUUUGCUAUAAAUAAAGUGAUUAUUUAAU